AUGAGGAUCAUCAACAUUGGUCCGGACCCGUCUCUGGCAUAUCGGCCAAAUUUGGAGACAAGUAAGGCGAAAGACAAGGAAGACUACAGAAACUUUGAGAGCGGAAACCUAAUUGACCGUGUCUUCAACACGUACAGCCUGAUGCACACCUAUCAAACAGUGGAGUUUGUAAACCAAAAGCACACUGAAUGGAACGGUUGUAACCACACCCGGAUGGGGAUGAUGGAUGCCAUCAUGUCUCUAGACCAGCUUGUGGAUGAGUCUGAUCCCGAUGUGGACUUCCCCAACUCCUUCCACGCUUUCCAGACUGCUGAAGGCAUCCGCCAAGAACACCCAGACAAAGAAUGGUUCCAGCUGGUUGGUCUGAUCCAUGAUGUCGGAAAGAUCAUGGCUCUCUGGGAUGAACCGCAGUGGGCUGUAGUGGGCGACACUUUCCCCGUUGGCUGCAAAUUUCAAAACUCCAUUGUGUUCAGAAACAACACCUUCCUGAAAAAUCCAGAUGACAAUAAUCCCAAAUACAACACUGAGUUUGGGAUCUACGAACCAAACUGUGGCCUUGACAAUGUCCUCAUGUCCUGGGGCCACGAUGAGUAUCUCUAUAGAGUUAUGAAGUUCAACAAGUGCCUCAUCCCAGAGGAGGGCUUAUACAUGAUUCGCUUCCAUUCCUUCUACCCCUGGCACUCCCAUGGAGAUUACAUGCAUCUGUGCAACGAUAAAGACUUGAAGAUGCUGCCCUGGGUCAAAGAGUUCAACAAAUUUGACCUGUACACAAAAACCACUGAUCUGCCUGACGUCAACAACCUGAAGGUGUACUACCGGUCUCUGAUUGACAAGUACUGUCCUGGAGUACUGCAGUGGUAAAACGGACCAAAAGGAACGUUUAAAAAAGAAAAAUCAACGACAACACUGUUAGAAAUCGGUUAGUGGAAUG
Pundamilia nyererei is the source of this 931-nucleotide messenger RNA. It is a transcript of the gene miox, whose product is annotated as myo-inositol oxygenase. Gene Ontology annotation, cellular component: cytoplasm. Gene Ontology annotation, biological process: inositol catabolic process. The record is from RefSeq and is a predicted model, not a curated record. The transcript has 10 exons. The coding region runs from base 1 to 861 and encodes 286 amino acids. Lineage: Eukaryota; Metazoa; Chordata; Actinopteri; Cichliformes; Cichlidae. Gene Ontology annotation, molecular function: iron ion binding; inositol oxygenase activity.